This is a messenger RNA of Polistes canadensis, 2785 nucleotides long. RefSeq lists its product as uncharacterized. Lineage: Eukaryota; Metazoa; Arthropoda; Insecta; Hymenoptera; Vespidae. Gene Ontology annotation, biological process: carbohydrate metabolic process. The transcript has 9 exons. Gene Ontology annotation, cellular component: extracellular region. The record is from RefSeq and is a predicted model, not a curated record. Bases 527 to 1981 code for a protein of 484 amino acids. Gene Ontology annotation, molecular function: chitin binding.
UCACAAAAUUAUUAUCACACUAAGAAAAAAAAAAACCAGUACUAAUUAUUAUUGAUAUUUCGAAAAAUUGGAGAACGAAAGCCAGGAAGUAAGGAUAAGAAGAAAGAAAAAAAAAUAUGGUCGCCGAUAUAGAAUGAUACGAUACCUAGGUAGCCCAUCUCAUUUAGAAGGCAACAUUUCUCAGCGAACGUUCGUAGAAAGUGGUCAACCAAUGAGCUGAGAAGAAUACUGUAACUCCCUGUCGAAGAAGUGGGUUCUCUUAGUAUCGUGGCGGAGGGCAAUACCGGUUCGAUUUAUCAUCUCUUGGCAGUGUCGUGAAGCCGUGCAAUCCGGUGGUUAGUCACAUUGAUAGAUAAAAGAUUUUUCUUUUGUACCAAGGACUACGAAUUGGUACAACAAUACGGUAGAAGUAAUAGCAAUAUAUAUUUUUUUUCAUUUUAUUCGAAAAAAACGGACAAUAUAUUUCCAAGUAGAUACGAACGGACGAUCAAGAUCAGACAGCCCAAAAAAAAAAUAAAAAGAAGAAAUGUCGUUUCGACUUAAGACGCUUUUGUGCGUCAUCUUGAUCAUCAUUGUCACAGUACAAUGCCAAAAGAAUAAAAAGGAGGAGGAUAAAAAAGACGAAGAAUUUACGUGUCCGGAAGGUCAGGGAAAUGGAAAUUUUGCCGAUCCUGCGACCUGUAGAAGAUUUUAUCAGUGUGUAGAUGGAUACCCGUAUUUAAACAGGUGUCCUUCGGGAUUACACUUUGAUGAUAUCAGUAAAUUCUGCACCUUCAAAAAUGAAGCUCGUUGUGGUCCUAUUGCUGCAACUCCACCUCCGAUAACGGAUCCUCCAACGGAUCUUGCUGAAAGAUGUGAUACAUCAAAUUGUCAGCUUCCAUACUGUUUUUGUUCAAGAGAUGGAACGAUUAUUCCUGGUGGCCUUCAACCGGAAGAAACACCACAAAUGAUAAUAAUAACAUUUGAUGGAGCAAUAAAUCAUAAUAAUUUUGAUCAUUAUCAAAAGAUUUUUACACAAGAUCGAUUGAAUCCUAAUAAUUGUCCACUUAAAGGUACCUUUUUCAUUUCUCACGAAUAUUGUAAUUAUAAUAUGGUACAAAGUUUAGCGCACGAUGGUCAUGAGAUAGCAACGGAAACAAUCUCGCUUCAAAAAGGAUUAGAAGAUAAAGGGUACGAAGAAUGGGUCGGUGAGAUGAUUGGAAUGCGAGAAAUUCUCAAACAUUUUAGUAACAUUUCAGCUAAUGAAAUUGUUGGUAUGAGAGGGCCGUACUUGAAACCUGGUAGAAAUACUCAAUACAAAGUAUUGGAAGAUUUUGGUUACAUAUAUGAUAGUAGUAUUGGAAUUUCACCAUUAAAAACACCAAUAUGGCCAUAUACUCUUGAUUACAAAAUACCCCAUGAAUGUAAAGCUGGUACCUGUCCUACUAAAUCAUUUCCAGGAGUAUGGGAAAUACCUUUAAAUGCUCAUUAUGUUGAAAGUUAUGAGGGUGGACAUUGUCCUUAUUUGGAUCAAUGCGUAUUACAUAAUCAUGAUCCUGAAGAAGUAUUUGAAUGGUUACAAGAAGAUUUCAAUAGAUAUUACGAACAAAAUAGAGCACCGUACAUGAUGCCGUUCCAUACGAAUUGGUUUCAAAUAAAGGAACUUGAAAGAGGACUUUCUAAAUUUCUUGAUUGGGCAGUAACAUUACCAGACGUUUACUUUGUGACUGCCACGCAAGCAUUAACUUGGAUAACUGAUCCAAAACCAGUUAAAUCUUUACAUAACUUUGAAGGUUGGUCAUGUAAGAAAAAAGAAAAUAUUCCUGGACCACCAUGUAAUAAUCCAAAUAAGUGCGCUUUGGACUUUAAGCCUCCAGAAUCCAAUUUCACUACAACUAGGUACUUGGAAACAUGUAGAGAAUGUCCUUAUAAAUACCCUUGGUUGGGAGAUGCGAAAGGUACUGGAUUAUACAACGAUAAUUAUAAUCCUGAAAAGAAAUAAAUGAAUAUUUCUAAAUAAAAUUAGGUGUAAUAUUAUGAUUGUCAAGUUAAGUUACAUUUUGUUUUAUUGUUAUCGUCAAAAUAGUUGCUAUGUGUGAUAAAGUUCAUUGAUUAUUCGUUGGUAAAGAAUGUCUACAAAUAUUGUGCAAAUUACCUAUAAAUAUUAUAGUUCAUUUCAAGGAAGUAUUAUUAUCAUGUAUGUAUAUAUCAUAGAUAUAUCAUAUAUAUACAUAUGAUAUCUAAGGAGAAUGACAAAAUUUGUCAAAAACAAAAAUGUUUGCUAUAAAUAAUCUAUAUUUCAUUGAUCAGUUUGAUUAAUUGUAUAAAAAUCAUAUGUGGUUGUAAUAUUUUAGUCUUUUUUCCUUCUGUACGUACUUAUAACAAAUUUCAUUCUUCAUUGAUAUAUAAUUCUUUUCUUUUUUGUUUUGUUUCACAAUAAAUUUUGACAGAUUCGAUUAAAAUAUAUGUAUAAUUAAAUAAUCCAUUAUUUCCAUAAUUUUCAAUCAAUUUUGCCUAAUCUUAAUUUUUACUUAAACUAAUAAAAUAUUAUUUCUUUAAUAUUAAUUAUAUACAAUAAGGCCUACUUUUUUAUUUGAUCUGUUCUGUUACUUUUAUAAAUUUACACGUAAAUCAUAUCGGAUUAAUUUAUUUAUUAUGUUAACAAGAACAUAACGACACUAGAUGAGGUAAAUAUUUUAUGUAUUAAUUAUUCUAUGUGAUAAUAUAAUUGAAAAUAAUAUAUAAUAUAUAUAUAUAUAUAUAUACAUAGAAGAUAUUAUAGCUACAAUUAUAACUCUAUAAUCGA